Suncus etruscus (white-toothed pygmy shrew) is the source of this 2203-nucleotide messenger RNA. It is a transcript of the gene RNF11, whose product is annotated as ring finger protein 11. The record is from RefSeq and is a predicted model, not a curated record. The transcript is spliced from 3 exons. Lineage: Eukaryota; Metazoa; Chordata; Mammalia; Eulipotyphla; Soricidae. The coding region runs from base 35 to 499 and encodes 154 amino acids.
CGCCUGUCCAGAUCGCCGCGCGGCCCGGAAGAAGAUGGGGAACUGCCUCAAGUCCCCCACCUCGGACGACAUCUCGCUGCUGCACGAGUCGCAGUCGGACCGCGCCAGCUUCGGCGAGGGCGCCGAGCCCGACCACGAGCCGCCGCCGCCCUACCAGGAACAAGUUCCAGUUCCAGUCUAUCAUCCAACACCUAGUCAGACUCGCCUAGCAACUCAGCUGACUGAAGAGGAACAAAUUAGGAUAGCUCAAAGAAUAGGCCUUAUACAACAUCUGCCUAAAGGAGUUUAUGACCCUGGAAGAGAUGGAUCAGAAAAAAAAAUCCGGGAGUGUGUGAUCUGUAUGAUGGACUUUGUUUAUGGGGACCCAAUUCGGUUUCUGCCGUGCAUGCACAUCUAUCACCUGGACUGUAUAGAUGACUGGUUGAUGAGAUCCUUCACAUGCCCCUCCUGCAUGGAGCCAGUUGAUGCAGCACUGCUUUCGUCCUACGAGACUAAUUGAGCCAGGGUCUCUCAUCUGACUUCAAGUGAACCAUCAUUGUUGGUGGUUUUGAUCUUUUGUCACUGAGCCCAAAGAGCCAGGGAUUAGGAAUUAAGAUCAUGCACAAAAGUUUCCUUAAAAUUCCUGAAUGGCUGCAGAUGUUGGGAGAAAAGUAUGUGAUAUUUUAGAAAUUUAGGGGGGAAAGUAGGUUGGUAUUUUUAUGUAAAGCCUUGACCCAGUGUUUAAAAUAUAAUUGUAUUUAGAUCUUGUUAUUGCUCCAGUACAUAGGAAUUGUGUAAAGUGUUACAGCAGCUGUAUAUGUUUAAAUUGUGUGUGUUGAAGAUUAGGAAAAAGAUAGUGGUUGUUUUUCCUAAGUGAAAUAAACCCUACCCCCUGCCCACCACUCAAAUUCUUUUCUGAAAUUGCUGGCAUUUGGGUCAAGGUUUUAUUAAAAGCUACAUUUUAUAACACUGGCACAAAAAGAAAGUAGUUUAAAGCUUGUUUGCACAGUUCUUUUUUUCCAUUGGAAAUGGAAUUCAUUGCCUUAGGUCUUUUUAAAUAGUGUAUUAUUAUCGUUGGGGCUGGCUCUAUGCUUGAAAACCAGUUUAUUUAUAACCUAUUAUAAGUGCUAUAUCUGUUUGCAGUUAGGAAAUGCAGAAUUCAAAUGAUCUCCUAGCUUGUAAGCAAACUGAGAUGCACUAUCCCUUUUCUAUUAAAAAAUUAGUUAAUGUGUCAAGAAACCAACUAUAGUAAAAUGGGAUUUAAAACUUACCCUUUGUAUAUGUUUUGUCUAAUUAUUUUGGUUGUUAAUAUGGUGAUACAAGUCCAGGAAAUUUUAAAUAUUAAGAUUUUGGUUUAUUGAGCUUGAAUUAUUGCCACCAUGCUUAUGUAAAAAUGAAAGUGGCACCAUGGUGAAACUGAAGUUUAUCACUUGUAACAGUUUUGAUUUGUUCUUUUCUGUGACCUUCUUCCCUGUUGUCUUGAACCAUAGCAAAAGGAUAUUGCAUCUCUCAUUAUUGUAGUGCUGAGGUUAUUGAAGUUAUAUAGAAUACAUCUCAGUCUCUAUUUCUUGGAAAGGAAAAUCCUGCUAGUUGACUAGCAGGGAGAAUUAAGAUAAUGUAUUUCAUGUUUUGCACACAAAUACAGAAUUUGUAUAAUCACAUGACUUCAUAGUUGUGAUCUCAGAAGGAAUUUUUCUUUUUUUGCAGUUAUAAGAACACUCUGAGUCUCUAAGCUUCUAAAGUAUUAGAGAUGAUCUAGUAAAGAUGUAGUUGUAAUGUUUUAUUCAUUUAGCAUCUUUUUUUCCCUUAACAUACUCAGAGAUGACUUAUUUGUUCAACUCUGAUAUUACAGCUAAAAAUCAGUCAUUAGCAAAAGGAGAAUCGGUUUCAAUCUGACAAAUCAGGAAUGUUUAUUUGGUGAUGAGUUGAAUAUUUGACUCUAACACUUUUCUACAUACAAAAUGUAAGUAUCUUCAAGGUUCUGCCUCAUUGCAUUAUUGAAGAAUUUACUAUGUCAUAAAUACUUCUUAUGGAUUUGACAUUUGACUGUAGUAUUCAUAUGUUGGUUAAUUUUCUAUGAGCCCUAUGAUGAAAACUCUUAAUGAUGAAUUAGGGAAAAAAAUCAAGACUAUCAAGUUCUGUUAAAUUGUUCCAUGUAUCUUGCUUAAGUUUUUGUUCAUUAAUUUAUAUCCACCCAAUUACAUAAAGCGAAUUUGAAGGAAAA